Messenger RNA from Talaromyces marneffei, 822 nucleotides. RefSeq lists its product as uncharacterized. The record is from RefSeq and is a predicted model, not a curated record. The transcript has a single exon. The coding region runs from base 1 to 822 and encodes 273 amino acids. Lineage: Eukaryota; Fungi; Ascomycota; Eurotiomycetes; Eurotiales; Trichocomaceae.
AUGAUUUCACCACUACCGUAUGAAGUUACGCGUACAUCCGAUAAUACGAAUCCAGCCAACGCCGGAAAUUCAAAUCGUGACGACAGAGGAGGACGAGGUGGGCGGCAAGAGAGGGCGAAUUCGACCCAGAAUGAGAGGUCUGGGAGGAACAAUGAUCGACCUACUAGAGGUGGUAAUCAGAGGAAGGAUGCUGAAGUCCAGACCGCCGAUAGUCUUUUGAACAUUGCUGCUGGGCCUUCAGCAUCAGGCUCUGGAAAUCAGAAGGACAAUAAGGAUAACAAUCAGAACAACAGCCAGGACAAGAACACGGGCAAGGACAAAUGCAACGAUAAGGAGAACAACAAGGGUGGGAAGAAGAAUAAAACCGACAAUAAGACGCCGUCGAAGACACAGGACUCAAGCCCACAAGAGGAAAGCUCAAAAGCCAACGACAAGACCGAUGAGACCAAGGCCAAAGCUAAGGAUAAGGGCAAGGACAAAGCCAAAGAUUCAGGUACCAACAACAACAACAACAAGAAGAAGAAGAAAAAUGUCCAGUUUUCCGAGAAUGAGAACAAAGAAGACAACAAAAACGAUGAUACAGAGCCUGUGAAUACCGUUGACCUGAGAGAAUGGUUUAAUACUGCACCUUCCAGUGGAUGGGGGGACACUGCUGGAAACAAUUCCGAAGUCCAAGAUACAGCGGUCAACGAAGGGACUUCAGAUUGGGAUUCUGGGGAUGCGAAUAAUACUGAUAAUGGAAUCAUCUGUAAGAACUCCCAACUCAAUACCAAGAAUGGCAAUCUUAACACCAGACAGGGUAGGACACAGGUUGACAGCUGA